Messenger RNA from Colletotrichum acutatum, 1068 nucleotides. RefSeq names its product adenosine deaminase. Gene Ontology annotation, cellular component: cytosol; nucleus. NCBI's taxonomy places the organism in Eukaryota, Fungi, Ascomycota, Sordariomycetes, Glomerellales, Glomerellaceae. The transcript has a single exon. Gene Ontology annotation, biological process: purine ribonucleoside monophosphate biosynthetic process; hypoxanthine salvage; adenine catabolic process. Gene Ontology annotation, molecular function: adenine deaminase activity. Bases 1 to 1068 code for a protein of 355 amino acids. The record is from RefSeq and is a predicted model, not a curated record.
AUGUGCAAGGACGGCCUCCACGACUUCCUGGUCGAUCUCCCAAAGUGCGAGCACCACAUUCACAUCGAGGGCUCCCUGGGGCCCGAGCUGCUGUUCCACCUGGCCGCACAGAACAACAUCACCCUGCCCGUCGACAAGGAUCCCGCCUUCGCCAGCGUCGAGGCCCUGUACGAGCGGUACCGCAACUUUUCCUCGCUCGACGACUUCUUGCACUACUACUUUAUCGGAUUCUCCGUGCUCCUUACCGUCACCGAUUUCGAGGAACUGGGCUAUGCCUAUCUCAAAAAGGCGCACUCGCAAAACGUGCGUCACGCAGAGGUGUUUUUCGACCCGCAGGCGCACACGUGCCGCGGCGUCGCGUACGAGACCGUCAUCGAGGGCCUCCGCCGUGCCAAGGAGCGUGCGCAGCGGGACUUUGAGGGGUUGACGGUUGAAUAUAUCGUCUGCUUUCUGCGGCACUGCACCGUCGAGGACGGGCUGCGCAUGUUUGUCGAGGCCCGGGACGCGGGCCACUUUGCCGACGGCACGAUUGCGGGCGUGGGCAUGUCAAGCAGCGAGGCGCCGUACCCGCCCAAGAUGUGGACGUCUAUUUAUGAUGCGGUGCGGGCGGCGGGCGUACGGGCUACGGCGCACGCGGGCGAAGAGGCGCCUGCCGAGUGCGUCGUGCAGGCGCUGGACGACUGCGGCGUGACGCGCAUCGAUCACGGGCGGCGGUCGGCGGAGAGUCCCGAGUUGUUGGCACGGUUGGCGCGGGAUAAGACGCUGUUGAGUCUGUGUCCGAUUUCGAAUGUGGUACUGAGGGGUGUCAAGGAGAUGAAGGAGAUGCCGAUUCGGGAGUUUUUGGACAAGGGGGUGCGGUUUAGCAUCAACAGCGACGACCCGGCGUACUUUGGGGGGUAUAUUCUGGAGAAUUACUGCGCUGUGCAGGAGGCGUUUGGAUUGAGUAUCGAGGAGUGGAAGGGGAUUGCGGUGGGCAGUGUCGAGGGGAGCUGGUGCACUGAGGAGAGGAAGGAUGUUUUGAAGGGAGAGAUUGAGGUUGUCGUGAGCAAGUAUGCUGGCAAGGCUUAG